CGGAGACCCUUAUUGUGAAGCUCGAGGCGCAGAGAUGGCGUUGGCGCAUCCUUGCUUCUCACGCACGCCGUAGCGGGAACCAAUCAAUAGUGCAUGCCGUGAGGGGCUAUGACGUCUCGAUUCCUGUUUCGUAUAGCUCCUGCCGCAGCUCCAACAGGUGACCGCAUAGCUGCCUAGCUUCUCCUCUUUAUAACUCCGCCUCGUCUCACCUACUUCCUGCUUCUCACUGUCAACUCUCCCAUCGAUCCCUCAGCACCAAUUGUUGCUGCACAGGUCCCGGAGUCCCAUCACAACAUCAAACCGCCAUCAUGAUUGAGGAAGUCUUGAAGAAGACCUCGGAGAUGUUCCCGCUGCCUACCGCGACGGCUUCGUUGCUGCCUUCGGUAGCUCCUAUCCCAACCGUUGCUCCCGGACCUGAGCCUACCUACGAGGUUGCCGGCGAUGCUGGAAUGAAGACCCUCUGGGUCGUCUUCGUUCUCAUGCUCAUCGCCUCUGCCGGUUUCACCGUCAUGUCCUGGAAGGUGCCUUUGAACAAGCGCCUCUACCAUGUCAUCACCACCAUCAUCACCCUCACCGCUGCCCUCUCUUACUUCGCCAUGGCCUCCGGCGCUGGUGUCUCGCUCAAGAAGGAGGUCGAGCGUGAGCAGCACGACCACGUUCCCGACACCUACAACGUUGUCUACCGCCAGGUCUACUGGGCCCGUUACGUCGACUGGACCAUCACUACUCCUCUCCUGCUCCUCGAUCUCGGUCUCCUUGCUGGUAUGUCCGGUGGACACAUGAUCAUGAUGAUUGUUGCCGACAUCAUCAUGGUUCUGACUGGUCUCUUCGCUGCCUUCGGUACUGAGGACACUGCCCAGAAGUGGGGCUGGUACACCAUCUCGUGCAUUGCCUUCCUCUUCGUCUUCUGGCACCUUGGUCUUAACGGUGGUGCCAACGCCCGCGCCAAGGGUGACAAGCUCCGCGGUUUCUUCAUCUCCAUCGCUGCCUACACCGCCGUCCUCUGGACUGCCUACCCCAUUGUCUGGGGUUUCGCCGAUGGUGCUCGCAAGGCCAGCGUUGACACUGAGAUCAUCGUCUACGCCGUCCUCGAUGUCCUCGCCAAGGCUGUCUUCGGAGCCUGGCUCUUGGUUGCCCACGCCAACAUGCGCGAGAGCGAUGUUGAGCUUAACGGCUUCUGGGCCAACGGUCUCAGCCGCGAGGGUGCCAUCCGCAUUGGUGAGGAUGACGGUGCUUAAAUGCCCAUCAUCAGCACAACAAUUGUCUCACUCCGUGAGCAUGUCAGCUGUGUCAUGCUUCGAGGAUAGAUUGAUUCGACAAGCAUGGUUCACCUUGACUAAGAGGGCCGGAACCAUUGACAAAGAUGGAAAAAGCGUACGCGGCAUGUUCGGCUUCUCACUGUCCUUUAGGCAGUAUCUCUCCUCAAUGAUGUAACUUUCUCAUUACCGGAGU
Molecule: messenger RNA, 1452 nt
Organism: Alternaria rosae
Lineage: Eukaryota; Fungi; Ascomycota; Dothideomycetes; Pleosporales; Pleosporaceae
Exons: 3
Coding region: 309-1238 (309 amino acids)
Biological process (GO): monoatomic ion transport
Cellular component (GO): plasma membrane; endoplasmic reticulum
Molecular function (GO): monoatomic ion channel activity
Source: RefSeq, a predicted model, not a curated record